Messenger RNA from Bombina bombina (fire-bellied toad), 7642 nucleotides. RefSeq names its product phospholipase C beta 4 (gene PLCB4). Gene Ontology annotation, molecular function: calcium ion binding; phosphatidylinositol-4,5-bisphosphate phospholipase C activity. The record is from RefSeq and is a predicted model, not a curated record. Gene Ontology annotation, biological process: lipid metabolic process; phosphatidylinositol-mediated signaling. Lineage: Eukaryota; Metazoa; Chordata; Amphibia; Anura; Bombinatoridae.
UGAAUCUGAUAUGGCUGCUGCAGCUGAGGGCAGGAACUAGACCUGCGCUGGAGAUCCAUGCUGCUUGCAAGUCAGAUGCACAGGGAUGAGAUGGGUUUUCUACUAUGAAUAAUACAGAACGUUGUCUGCUCUUCUAGUCAAGAAAGGCUACCGGAACCGUUGUAUUGAUUAUCCUGCUGUAACCCUGGUGCUCAGGCGCUAGUUGGUUUUUUAACAACGAAACAUGGCAAAACCCUACGAAUUUAACUGGCAGAAGGUUGUUCCUUCAUUCAUGCAAGAUGGGGCUGUGUUCGACAGAUAUGAAGAAGAGUCAUUUGUGUUUGAACCUAACUGCCUCUUUAAAAUGGAUGAAUUUGGUUUCUUCCUGACAUGGAAAAGUGAGGGAAAGGAGGGACAAGUUUUGGAAUGUUCUCUGAUCAAUAGUAUUCGUGUUGGCGCAGUACCAAAGGAUCCAAAAAUAUUAUCUGCACUUGAAGCUGUUGGAAAAGCUGAACAUGAGCUGGAAGGGCGUAUAGUGUGUGUCUGCAGCGGGACCGACCUGGUGAACAUCAGCUUUACUUACAUGGUAGCUGACAGUGUGGAAACAGCUAAGCAAUGGGUAGAAGGGCUAAGAUCUAUCACGCAUAACUUUAGAGCCAACAACGUCAGUCCAAUGACAUGUCUCAAAAAACACUGGAUGAAACUGACAUUUCUUACAAAUGUAAAUGGAAAGAUCCCAGUUAGAAGUAUUACAAGAACUUUUGCAUCAGGGAAAACAGAAAAAGUGAUCUUUCAAGCGCUUAAGGAGUUAUGUCUUCCCAGUGGAAAGAAUGAUGAGAUUGAGCCACCUGCUUUCACAUUUGAGAAGUUUUAUGAGCUCACACAAAAGAUAUGCCCACGUACUGAUAUAGAAGAGCUCUUUCAGAAGAUCAAUGGAGAAAAAUCUGAUUAUUUAACGGUAGACCAAUUAGUGAGCUUUCUAAAUGAACAUCAACGAGAUCCUCGGCUGAAUGAAAUCUUGUUCCCCUUCUUUGAGGCAAAAAGGUCCAUGCAGAUAAUUGAAAUGUAUGAGCCUGAUAAAGAACUUAAGAAAGAAGGCCAAAUAUCAAGUGAUGGAUUUUGCAGAUAUCUGAUGUCAGAUGAAAAUGCCCCAGUAUUCUUAGAUCGCUUGGAAUUGUACCUAGAGAUGGAUCAACCUUUAGCGCACUACUUUAUCAGUUCCUCGCACAAUACCUACCUAACUGGGAGGCAGUUUGGUGGGAAAUCUUCUGUAGAGAUGUACAGACAAGUACUUCUGGCUGGAUGCAGGUGUGUUGAGCUAGAUUGCUGGGACGGUAAAGGCGAAGAUCAAGAACCUAUAAUAACUCACGGGAAAGCAAUGUGUACAGAUAUCCUAUUUAAAGAUGUAAUUCAAGCCAUCAAAGAGACUGCAUUUGUCACAUCAGAAUAUCCUGUAAUUCUUUCCUUUGAGAACCACUGCAGCAAAUAUCAACAGUACAAAAUGUCCAAAUAUUGUGAAGAAAUAUUUGGAGAUCUCCUGCUAAAGCAGCCCCUUGAACCAUAUCCGCUUGAACCAGGUCGAGCAUUACCCUCUCCGAAUGAACUCAAGAGAAAAAUUCUAAUUAAAAAUAAGCGGUUGAAACCAGAAGUGGAAAUAAAACAGCUUGAGGCGUUAAAAAGUAUGAUGGAAUCCGGUGAAACAGUAGCUCCCGUUAGUAUUCUGGAAGAUGACAUUGAAGAGGAAAUAGAAAACGCUGAUCAAGAAGAGGAAGCACAUCCAGAGUUCAAGUUUGGAAGCGAGCUUUCAGCAGAUGACCUCAGUCAAAAGGAAAUUGCCAUAAAUAAUGCAAAAAAGGCUAUUGAAGACGCUGAACAAGAAAAUAACAAUAAAAAGGGUGCAAUAACGGUUGAAGAUGAACAAGCUUGGAUGGCAUCCUAUAAAUAUGUAGGCGCUACAACUAAUAUUCAUCCAUUUCUGUCAACAAUGAUCAACUAUGCUCAACCUGUAAAGUUUCAAGGCUUCAAAGUGGCAGAAGAACGUAACAUUCAUUACAAUAUGUCCUCAUUUAACGAGUCAGUUGGCCUGGGAUAUUUGAAGACCCAUGCAAUCGAAUUUGUAAAUUACAACAAACGUCAGAUGAGUCGGAUCUACCCCAAGGGGGGAAGAGUGGAUUCCAGUAAUUACAUGCCUCAGAUUUUCUGGAACGCUGGAUGCCAGAUGGUGUCUCUGAACUAUCAGACCCCAGAUUUAGCAAUGCAGCUGAAUCAGGGAAAAUUUGAAUACAAUGGAUCUUGUGGGUAUCUACUAAAACCAGAUUUCAUGAGAAGACCUGAUAGGACAUUUGAUCCCUUCUCUGAAACACCAGUGGACGGUGUAAUUGCUGCCACAUGCUCAGUUCAGGUGAUAUCUGGGCAGUUUUUGUCAGACAAAAAAAUUGGAACUUAUGUAGAAGUCGAUAUGUAUGGGUUACCCACAGACACUAUAAGAAAAGAAUUUCGUACUCGUAUGGUGAUGAACAAUGGCCUCAAUCCAGUUUACAACGAAGAGCCAUUUGUAUUCCGAAAGGUUAUCUUACCUGAUCUUGCUGUAUUAAGGAUAGCAGUGUAUGACGACAACAAUAAAUUAAUUGGACAAAGGAUUUUACCACUGGAUGGUCUCCAGGCUGGAUACCGACAUAUUUCACUCAGGAAUGAAGGGAACAAACCACUCUCCUUGCCCACAAUCUUCUGUAACAUUGUCCUAAAGACAUAUGUUCCUGAUGGCUUUGGGGAUAUUGUUGAUGCUUUGUCUGAUCCAAAGAAAUUUCUGUCUAUUACUGAAAAAAGAGCAGACCAAAUGAGGGCAAUGGGAAUUGAAACAAGUGAUAUAGCAGAUGUGCCAAAUGACACUACAAAGAAUGACAAGAAAGGGAAGGCCAAUAAUGCCAAAACAAAUGUGACUCCACAAAGCAGCUCUGAACUGCGGCCCACUACAGCAACUACUCCUGGUACAGGGAUGGAAACUAAAAAAGCGGUUGAUUAUCCUCAAGUUGAGGUUGAAGAGUUGAAACAGAUGAAGGCGUACCUCAAGCAGUUAAAGAAGCAACAGAAAGAGUUAAAUGCUCUAAAGAAGAAGCAUGCAAAAGAACACAGCGCUAUGCAGAAGUUACACUGCACACAAGUUGACAAAAUAGUGGCACAGUUUGAUAAAGAAAAGUUGUCUUAUGAGAAGACCUUAGAGAAAUCAAUCAAGAAGAAAGGAGGAAGUAACUGUCUUGAAUUGAAGAAAGAAACAGAAAAUAAAAUUCAGGUAUUAACUUCAGAUCAUAAAUCCAAGGUGAAAGAUGUUGUAGCCCAGCAAACAAAAGAGUGGUCCGAGAUGAUCAACACACACAACGCGGAAGAGCAAGAACUACGUGAUCUCCACUUAAGCCAACAGUGUGAGCUCCUCAAAAAACUGCUAAUCACUGUACAAGAACAACAGACUCAACAGCUAAAACUGUCUCAUGAAAGGGAAAGCAAAGAAAUGCGGGCAAACCAGGCAAAAAUAUCCAUGGAAAACGGCAAAGCCAUAAGCCAGGAUAAAUCUAUAAAAAAUAAAGCAGAAAGAGAAAGGCGAGUGCGGGAGCUGAAUAGCAGCAAUACAAAGAAGUUCCUUGAAGAGCGUAAACGGUUGGCAAUGAAACAAUCAAAAGAGAUGGAUCUGUUGAAGAAAGCCCAACAAGAACACCUGGCAAUUCUAGAGAAACAGAAUGAACAGCUUUUGAAAUCCUGUCAUGCAGUGUCUCACUCACAAGGCAAAGGAGAUGCAGCAGAUGGUCAGGCUGGAAGCAGAGAUGGACCGCAGGCCAGCAACAGUUGUGUAAAGCUCCAACAUGCAAAUUAAAGAACACUGUAAAAUACAGACCACUAACACUGAAGAAUGAAGUGUGCUCUUAUGUUGUACCCAUUUGCAGGACAUAUAAAGAGGUGACUUAAAUUUUAAGACUGGCAUAUUUCCUUUUAACAUGUUGAGCACUGACAUUUUUUAUUUUAACUAAGUAGUUUAAUAAGAAUAAACCACCCGUUUAUAUUUUUAUACUCACAACUUUUCUGAAGCGUGUUACCUUUUCACUUUUUAGUUAUUUUAAAUUUAAUACAAAACAGAUUGUGAACUGUUUGGUUUACGUUAACAAAUUAUAAAAAAUGAACUUUAACAAUGGUUAUGAGGCCAGCUCAGACAUUUAAAAUGAUUGAUCAUUGCUCAGAUACAUUAUAAAGAUACCAGGGUGCUAAGGUUGAAUGGGAAAAGUAAACUAACCAGUGUUCUUACAUGCAUUAGAAUGGGCCAGGUAUCUCACAGGACAAUACCUCUUUUAUGGAUUCUUAACCAUUUUAGCACUUGUAUAGUUUUUGAGAACAAACUUUUUAAAUGCUGCACUCAGUGUGCAUACUCGUUAGUGUCAAGUCUUCAAUGUUAAACAUUCACAUUUACAUGAGAGUAUCAAUUAAAUAAAAUGUACCUGUGUUUACAGUUUCCAACAAGUACAAAAUGUUUCCGUGUUAAGAUUGUCCCAAAUAUCAUUUUCUUACAAUUUGCCUAGAAAUCAUUUGCGUCCCUUUCUUAGUGACAUAUUGGACUAAGGAAACAAAAGCAGGACAGAAUGACAAUGUAUGUUUGUUGAUCACUUUAGCAAAAAGCUUCUCAUAUCUAAAUUGCCGGUAACCAGGCAAUUUUCUUUUACCUGGCGUGGGCAGCAGGAGAACUCAGCAACUUUUCAAUGCACAUUUUUUUUUUCUUCUUUUUAUUAUGAUCUACUACAAUCAGUGUAGUUGUAUACUUAAUACAAAUAAAGAAAAUCUGUCUCUCAAUCAUGAAUAUUAGAGAAACAAAGAAAAGAAGAAAAAAAAGCAUCUCAUGUACUGUUUCGUUUUUAUUUAUCUGAAAGUAUUUCCGAGUAAGAAUAACAUACACAUUGUUCUCUAAUUUUUAAUUUGCAACCCAUCUGACACCAAAGAUGUUCUUCUCAUCUGGGUUGUGAUCAUGAACCUAUAGUUACUAACAGCUAGUUAAUAUUUAUAACCACUAAUAUAAGGUAUUAUUCAUUAGCUGCCCGUAAUAAUUUAAAAGGACGCUGUACUCAAAAAUUCUCAGUCAUCCAUAUGAUAGGGCAGAACUGCAAUUGAUAGGUUUGUUUGCCUGAAAAAAUAUGAAGUAAAAACUGUUUACUAAUAAAUCAGUAUCAGUAGUUUACUUUCUACUUAUGCUCAUUGACUUAAUGGCACUUCAUACUAAUGCUUAGCAUUUACAGGAAGUACUUAUCGGCCAAAGAUCAUUAACAGGAAGUAGCUAUAAGACAAUGAGCAUUAGUAGACAAAAAAAAUGUUUCCGACGAAUCAUUUGUCACCAAAAAAAAAAAUGUUUUUUGUUUGGUUCGAUAUCCGUUAGUGGGGUCAUUUGGAAUUAAUUUGUUAACAACAAUCCAUUUGUCUGCUACUUCCUUAGGGAAACAUCUUCAGAGUAGCAGCAGAGCAGAUAGACAGCAGCUUAAACUUAAGGAUAGUUAAAGUAGUAGUUAUUGCUACUGCUAAAAGCCAGUGGCAUCACAAAAAUGUUUGCUUUUUUGUUUGUUUGUUUAUUUAUUUUUUAAAUAGAGUCAGGACUGGCCAAGAACAAAAGUGAACCUUACACUCUUAUUGGCUGACACCGCAAUCAGUCAACUGACAAGGACAUUUGUUAAAUUGUUAUUGGAUAACAAAUUUUGAAAGCCUUUCCCAUCUCUAUAAAAAGUAUUUUCCGUCUGCUGAACAGCCUUUCUAACCAGUCUUAAGCACACUAAUGAAUCAACUAGAUUUUUUUCUCUCAUGCAUUCGGUUUGUUCAGUUUUUGUUAAAGAGCCAUUAGUUUAUCGUUUUUAGAUGCAUGCAAAGAAAAUUUAAAAAAUUGUCUUUUUUUUCCCUCAUUUGUCCAAAACGGAAUGAACAUGUCUAGUGUACAGCUAAUACGGCUCUUUUAGUUUCAAUUUAAAAUUAAAAAAAGAUUUACUUCACAUUUUUUUAUGACAAAAAAAAGAAAACUUUUUUGAUGCUACCCUUUUAUAUUUAUGACUGAAAAUAUUUUAAUACAGUGUUUUAAAUUUAUUUAAAUUUCAUUAGUAAGAAAAGCAUUUCAUGAAUAAUAUGAUUAUUAAUAUUGAACAUAUUACAGUUGUUUUGUUUUUUUAAUAAAUCACCCAUUUUAAAAAAUGCAAUGUUUAUAGACAGUUGAUAGAAUGGUUUUGAAAGCAAUAAUUUUAAACAGAUCUGUCUACUACUCAGUGCUCACAUGUUAAAUGGAUGAUGCAUGAGGCACUUUAAGAAAUGUUUACAUCAAAUAUUACUUGUACAGAAAUUGCAUAUUCAUUUUAAUGCUGCAGAUUCCAGAUGUUACAAUUUUAUUGUAUUUUAAAGAUUGUAAAAAAUGGGAAUGGCAAAAGUUUGUAACUGUGAAGAUGUAUAAAGUAUUUAUAUAUACUUGUACUCAAAUAUUGUAGAUUCCAUGUGAAUGCUGGGAAAAAAAUAAUUUUUUAAACAUUAACUUUAGAUGAUGUUCGCAUGUAAUACAACAGUUAUAAAUUGUAUGCGUAGCAGCUUUAUUUCAGUAAAUGAUGUUUUAUUGUAUGUCACAGACUAUUAUUUUAAUUCCAAUUUUUUUUUAACAUUGCAAUUAGGUGCCCAUUCUAGUUUAUGUGAUUUCAUAAAUGUUGUAGCAUAAUUUUAUUUUACAAAAAAAUGUAUGUAGAAUUUUUAAAAAGACCAAUGUUUGUUUGUUUUUUUGGUAAUUACUCAAGCAGCUUGUCAAGGUGUUGAUUUGCAUGGUCCUACAGCCUGCAAUAUUUAUAUUACGGACAAAUGCAUGUACUAGUAUUAUGCUAGUAACAUAUCAAUGUUAAUUAAAAUUAAUAGCGCAGAAAACCAUGUUUAUCACCUUUUUGGCAAACCGAAGACAAGUUGAGUUUUUCUACGUCUUUGUAUAUUUUUGGACCCCUUUACAUUUAGACAUAUUGAUGUCACAUUCGUGUUCCCUAUCCCAGUUGUGUAGAAGUUGAUCCUUUAAUUUAUGUGUGUUUGGGAAUUUCAUUAUAUAGAAUUAAACCAAAAAUACUUGAGAAAAAAAAUACACUAAUAUUUCCAAAAGUUACAUUUUUUUUAUCAUAUACCAUCAAGUGUUUUAAUAAUUGUUGACCUGGUGGUGUCCUUCAAGUAUUGCUCUAUUAAACUAAGGGAAUAUACUAUAUUAUAUUUACAAGUUCUUGUAAUAUUGAUGUUGCAUAUUUCUAUAGUUGAAAUGUUGUCCCUAAUUGGUUAAUUUAUAUUCUGCCAAAAGUGUAGAAAAUAUAAGCAGAUAAUAAUUUACCUUUUUGUGCCUAUAACCACUAGUUUAUAGUCCUGGUCUUCCACUUUCUCACAGUGGCCUUUAACGUACUAUGUGUCCUGCAUCAUCUUACCAUUCUACGGCAUGGAAAUAUCUACAUUUUUCAUAAUCUUAGAUCUUUGUCAGACAUUAUAAUUUUAUCUUAUUUAAAAAAAAAUCCAAAAAAAAAAUAUCUUUAUUCAUAUUUGUUGUCAUUUUUGUAUAGGAGUGGAUAACCUGUAUAUUUUGUUGUUUUGUUAUUUCUCAAUAUGAAUAUUAGGAAAAUACAUGAGACACACUAUUGUUGUACAA